Folsomia candida is the source of this 3082-nucleotide messenger RNA. RefSeq lists its product as uncharacterized. The transcript has 6 exons. Bases 408 to 2555 code for a protein of 715 amino acids. The record is from RefSeq and is a predicted model, not a curated record. Lineage: Eukaryota; Metazoa; Arthropoda; Collembola; Entomobryomorpha; Isotomidae. Gene Ontology annotation, molecular function: protein binding.
UUCUCUGCGAAUUCUCUAAGCGAAUUCAUAGCGACCUGUUAUCUGGGAUCCAUAGGACAUCAAAUCGUAAUCUUAUGAUAGGGUAACGAUUUGAUGAGAUUUUAACCUUAUGCUUAAAAGGUCAAAUUUUGACCUUUUCAACUGUAAUACCUCAACUGAGGCGCACGCUACCCCAAUAUUUAAAGGAAAUUCAAACUUGACUACCGGGUAUAAAACCAGGCUGCAAACAGUGAACAGAUUUGUCUUCUCACUCGGAAACCUGUGACAGUGUGACCUCUUGUCGAUAAUGAUGGACGUGUGAGGUGGUCUCGAAUUUUAAAUUAAAUUAAGUAGUUAGAAGAGGCUAUCCUCAAAAUCUUCCACACCGCAAGAAUUUGAAAUUUGCCAUUGUACAAGUUCAAAUAAAUAUGGAAGACAUGGUCAAAUCUUUCGCCAACUUGGGGCGGCCUGUUGGACGUGGUCAUAGUUCCAGCGGCCCCACAAUAACACGCUCAUUAAAAUACCACUUAUGGCUUAGCAAGGCUCACCUCUUGACAUAUCAAGAACGUUUUGUCCAGCUGGAAAAUGCCGAUGAUGUUCCCAAUUCAACGGAUUUUGUCCCUUCCAUACCCACGUACCCCGACAGUGGAAUAAAACUCCUCGAGGAAAACCGUGUCAACAUUGCUACCUUGCUCGCCCAUUUAAACCACACAAUUACCGACAAAUUCUUCCUCUGUCGUGUAAUCGCUCCCCCCUCGGCGACGUUGGGAAUCCUGCUAAUUGUGGAGGACCCCGAAGGUGAAAACGCAGUUCGACUCGCCCUCUACAACUAUUCCGACCUGACCGGUGACAAUUUGAGGUCUCUCCUCCCCGUCGGAUUAAUCCUGUCGGUGAUGAACCCCCUCCUCAAGGUGGGCCGGGAUGGCGGUCUUAUCCUUCAAUGCGACCAACCUGCCAACAUAAUCCCCAUUUCGGAAGCAACUUUUGCCACCACAUUUCCAACUCUUUCCUGGAACGGGGUUAUCAAUUCGGCAGAUAAUGAAGUGAAAGCCAUCGCCGCAAAAAACUCGGGGAAUAAGGCAUUCAUCGAGCAGAAAUAUUUUGACGCGAUUCUCUUCUACACAAAUGCACUGGAUCUUUCUCAAGACGUCAUUCUGAAAAUUGACCUCUUAUCGAAUCGAGCCGCCACUUAUAUCAAAAUUGGUUGCUAUCGGGUCGCCCUUAUCGAUACUGCCGCCGUUCUGGAGCAGGAUUCCAGCCAUAUGAAAGGAAUCUACCGACACGUUCGAGCUCUCUGGGGGCUCUGCAAAUACGAGAAAGGAUUAACAUUUUUGAUAAACAAAUUCAAAACAUUCCCACACCUGAGAAAGGAAACCGCGCUGUCCGACCUGGUAAAUCUGGGGGAACAAUUACACAUCCACAGUAAGACUGGGAUCUACGACAUGGUCAACAUUAUCAAGACGUGUGAAGAUGACCACAAAAAUCCCGACAUUGGUGAAUUUUUCGGGUACUUGCAAAUCACCGAGAUUUCAGGAAAGGGUUUUGGAACCGUGGCAAAGAAAUCCUUCAAGGCUGGCGAGCUCCUCAUGUGCUGCAAAGCAUUUGCCUACCACAAACCCGAUCAAGAUACUGACGCGACUGACGCCAAAUUAGAAAUCACGAAAAAGAUUAUGCAGAAAAUCGCACUCGAAAACGAAUUAAGUCAGGAAUUUCGCGACCUUUUCUCUGGAGCGGAAGAAGAUUUGCGUCCGUUCCAGAAAGAAGGUGACCUCCAAACGGUCCAGGAGAUCUAUCGGAUCGUAACGUUCAACAGUUUCUCCCCCCGGAAUCUCGGGACGACCGCGGACAUCAGCGGGAUUUGGACGCUCCCGGCCUUCAUUAAUCACUCAUGUUCCGAGGCCAACGCGUCCUGGUAUAUUUACGGAGAUUUCAUGUUCGUUCGUGCCGCGAGACCAAUUUCAGAGGGGGACGAGGUCCUCAUUGCGUACAUCAAUCCGGACAAUGAUUUCCCAGAGAGGACGGCCCUUUUUAGAGAGUAUGAAUUCACGUGCACCUGCCUCCUCUGUGAGCUUCAGGGGAAGGAGGACGGAUCAUUAAUCACGGAACGGAGAAAGCAGGUCUUGGAAUCCAUUCGACGUUCGGUGCAAGGGAACUAUUUGAAUCCAAAAAUGGCCAAAAAAAUUAUAAGAAAUAUUGUAGAGUUGGAUUCGCUACAAAAAGUGAAUCCAAAGUUGGAUGUGUUCUUAAUGGAUCCAGUAUUUAUGGGGCUAUCUACAAGACUCGUCGCAUUGGAGAUGUACCGAGAAGCUUUGACCAUCUUGGAAAAGGUUCACUUCGUCACUGAAGAGACCGUCAUGCCUUUGCCUGCAGUAUUUUCAUCCAUGACCAUCUUGUGGGUUCAUUUGACCAAUGGGGCGUCGAGUGCAUCAUUUAUUAAGAAGUGGAUUGAAAUUGUGAAACAUGAUUUCAUCGUGGCGUUUGGAUGUUUGGAACCGGCCCGGAUUUUUGGACCUCAUAUUUUAGACAAAAUGACAUUGAUGGGAUAUAAUUUUUUUGAAAGCGGUAAUUCUGGAUAAGUUUCUCGUCCUAUUUUCGGUGGAAGAUACGAUACGUUGUUUUUUAUUUAUGACUUAAAUAAUAGUAAAUAUGUCGAAUAAGUUGAAAAAAUUCAAUUUGAUCCGUGACAUGUAAAAUGUUCUUGAUGUGAGUGUGAGUCACAUCAUGUGACCGCUUAACGAUUUCAGAACUAUGUAUAAAACCUACUCCAAGCAACUUUGCGGGGCCUUUUAAGAUGGCAUUAUACCAUCUUGGUAGUUAAUGGCAACACAUUUGGGUGGAAAAGACCCCCACUGGCCAACUACUUGGCCGAUCAUGCCCAUCUCCGAACUCAUCCUUACUUUUGACCCGAAGAUGAAGUGUGCAAAAUUUCAAGUCGAUAGCUUGUGUUUAAAGAGAGUUAUCGUGCGCACAGACGGACGGACAGACAAACCUCUUGGUAAAUCUAUAAGGCCAUCUUAAAAGGCCUAAAAAUGACUUUGUUAUGGGAAGCAAUAUUUCCUAAAUAGUAUUAUUUAUAUUAAUAAACUUUUUUUAUUUCCAUCAA